UCAAUCGAACACACUCUUUCUUAUACGGCAGAGACAGAGAAAGAAGAAGAGAAAGAAAACAACGCCCACCAGCUCACGUACUACUUACUCCCCCCACCCCUCAAAUUUAGCAUUACCAGCGAAGCACAUCUCCUGAUAUAUAUAUAUAUAUAUAUAUAUAUAUAUAGAGAGAGAGAGAGAGAGAGAGAGAGAGAGAGAGGGAGGGAGGGAGAGAGAGAAGAGAGAGGCCGUGGCCGAGGCCGGAGCGCACGAGGCGGAGAGGUUAGUGCCUGAGCUUCUCCGGUUUGUCCCUGAGCUCCUAAUACGGCAGAGAUGCUGGAUCAGUACGCGCUUGGCUGGAUCCUGGCCUCGGUGCUGGCGCUGGUCGCCUUGUUCCGCCUGGUGCCGAGGAGGAAGAGCGAGGGCGGGCCCUCGGAGAGCCAGAAGAGCAUCGUCACCAGCGACGGGGAGUCCGGAUCUGCUGACAGCAAUGCCGAUGUCAUCAUCGUCGGAGCCGGUGUCGCCGGCGCCGCCCUCGCCUACACUCUCGGAAAGGAAGGGCGUCGCGUGCAUGUUAUUGAAAGGGACUUGGCAGAACCUGACCGUAUUGUUGGUGAAUUGCUCCAACCAGGGGGCUACCUGAAAUUGAUAGAGUUGGGUCUUGAGGAUUGUGUGGAGGAAAUUGAUGCUCAGCGAGUCUUUGGUUAUGCCCUUUUUAAGGAUGGCAGAAAUACUUGCCUCUCAUAUCCCCUGGAAAAGUUCCACUCAGAUGUUUCAGGAAGGAGCUUUCAUAAUGGGCGUUUCAUACAGCGAAUGCGUGAGAAGGCUGCAUCUCUUAACAAUGUCCGGUUGGAGCAAGGGACAGUUACAUCUUUGGUCGAAGAAAAGGGAGCCAUUAGAGGUGUGCAGUAUAAGACAAAAGAUGGGGAAGUACUUACAGCACGUGCACCUCUUACAGUAGUCUGUGAUGGAUGCUUUUCAAACUUGCGCCGCUCCCUUUGCAACCCUAAGGUUGAUGUACCCUCUUGCUUUGUUGGGCUGGUCCUGGAGAACUGCCAACUUCCCUAUGCAAAUCAUGGGCAUGUUAUUUUAGGAGAACCCUCUCCGAUCCUAUUUUAUCCGAUCAGCAGCACGGAGGUUCGGUGCCUAGUCGAUGUACCUGGGCAGAAGGUUCCCUCUAUCUCGAGUGGUGACAUGGCUAAUUAUUUGAAGUCGGUUGUGGUCAGUCAGGUUCCCCCAGAAAUUCGUGAUGCCUUCAUAGCUGCCGUUGACAAAGGGAAUAUAAGGACAAUGCCCAAUAGAAGCAUGCCAGCAGCACCAUAUCCCACUCCAGGGGCUCUAUUAAUGGGAGAUGCUUUUAACAUGCGCCAUCCUUUGACUGGAGGAGGAAUGACCGUUGCACUGUCCGAUAUUGUUGUUCUUCACAAUCUCCUGCGACCUCUGCAAGACCUCAAUGAUGCAGCAGCUCUCUGCAAGUAUCUUGAGUCAUUCUAUACCUUGCGCAAGGCAUUCAACUCUUCAUUGGGAAAAUUUGAGAUGAGAGGAAAAGUGAUUAUUAUGCCCUGUAUGCUCGAGCUGUAUGAAGAUAACCAGCCUGUUGCAUCAACUAUUAAUACAUUAGCCGGGGCAUUGUACAAAGUCUUCUGUGCUUCACCUGACCCAGCAAGGAAGGAGAUGCGACAGGCUUGCUUUGAUUACUUGAGUCUUGGGGGAGUAUUCUCAAAUGGACCAAUUGCUCUCCUCUCAGGCUUGAACCCUAGGCCCUUGAGCUUGGUACUUCAUUUCUUUGCUGUGGCCAUCUACGGUGUUGGCCGCUUGAUGCUGCCGUUCCCUUCACCUAAGCGCAUCUGGACCGGUGCUAGACUGAUCUCGGGCGCCUCGGGUAUCAUAUUCCCCAUCAUCAAAGCUGAAGGAGUGAGGCAGAUGUUCUUCCCUGCCACUGUUCCAGCGUAUUAUCGAGCUCCGCCGGUUCACUGAACAUCCCAGGAACAACCAUUAGCAGCAAUCCGCCAUGUCUUUCCCUCGAGAUGAACUUUCAGCUCCAGGUCCACUGAGAAUGGGAAAACUGUUUUAUGGAAGAGAAUAAACAUCCAUUUUGGCUUUAGGACUUGUCCAUAUCCUCUGUUCUUAGUCCAAAGUGUAUAAAAUUUUGUCAAAAUAUGUUGAUUAUUUGGUGAUGUGUGUCGAGUGGACUAACGAAACACUCUCCGUUAGUGAAUCUUAGUCUUCCCAUUGUUUUCUUC
Messenger RNA from Punica granatum (pomegranate), 2222 nucleotides. The record is from RefSeq and is a predicted model, not a curated record. NCBI's taxonomy places the organism in Eukaryota, Viridiplantae, Streptophyta, Magnoliopsida, Myrtales, Lythraceae.